UGGACCCUUCCUUCCUUCUCUUUCCUUCCUUUGUCCCUCCCUCCCUUCUUGCUUCCUUUCCCGGGGAUCUCUUCUAGGGCUUCUCCUACGCUAAAAUUACCUUGCCUUCCUUCUGUAUAGAUUUUGUCUUUAUAGGUAGUUUCCCUCUAAAGGAUGUAAUUUCUUCAUUGCAGACACUAAGUAUUUCAUUUGAUUUUUGUGUCUCCAGCACUUAGCUCAAAGCGUGGGAUGUGAUAGAUACUUAGACUCAUUGAUUGCUGAUGUUUGAUUUCAGGAUUAGAGGAUCCUAUUGGGAGACUUGACAUAAGGCUGAGAAAGGGAAGAAGGGUCAUCUCAAUGUUUUUUUCCCCAACAAUCAAGAUGGAAGAAGUGGAAUUCAGUUAACUGUUCCCUGUCAAUAUAGAGGAUGAGCGUCUGGGCCAAGGGGAGAGAGUGCUGGCGGCAUGAGAAUGAUCAGGAGGGGAGGGAAGAAAUUAAAGAGAGGAAGAAGGUGGAAAAUAGGAGAAUAGAAGUAAUGGAGAUUUCAGGUGUGAUUGAAGAAAGAAGAAAAGGGAGGUGUGGAGAAAGGAGAAGAUGAAAUUAAGUGGGUCAGGCUUUGACUAGAUAUUUUAUCAGCAGAAGGAAAACAUCCCAUGUAGAGGAUGAUUUGAUUGCUGUGUUUUAUCAAAAUCACCAGAGUCUUUGCUGAGUAGAGAGCAGGGAUGGAAGUUCCUUUUUUUUUUUUUUUUUUUAUGAAUGAUAAUCUGCAAGAAGCAGAUCUGGUGACAUGCACCGCAGAAGGGAUGAGAAUUUUGUUUCAUCAAAUAACCCGAAUGGGCCAUGAUCAAAAGAUCACCCCAUAGUCAUUCAGAGAGUUUGAGGCUGACCCAUGCCCUCUACAUAUGGAUGCCCACUCCCUCUGGGACCUGAUAUUCAGGUACCCUGGAUCAGGGAAGAAAGAAGAAAUAGAUCCUACAGAAGGGCCAAGACAACAAAUAAAUGCAAGAAACAGGAAAAAGCUCCAAGAAGGGAAAGAUGAAAGAAAUAAGUACCGAGAACGAAUGAAAGAGAAAUUCCAGCUCAUGAAGGAGAGGAACUCUCGUCCUGGGGAGCAUGAGCUCUUUCACCACCGAUUCACAGAGCUGCUGCUUCUUCGAGGUUAUCGUUACAAGGAACAGAAACAUCAUGAGCUCCUUGUCCAUGGAGGGAAACAUGCUAAGGUCAUGCAGGAGCGAGGGCAGCUUAUAGAGACAGUAUCUUUAUUUGAUCCUUUUAAGGAGACAGGUAUCCAACCACGCACUGUUGUGCUGCAGGGGGCUGCUGGUAUUGGGAAGACCACCCUGGCCAGCAAGGUGAUAUUGGACUGGGCAGAAGGAAACCUCUUCCAGGAGAGGUUCGACUAUGUUUUCUAUCUCACCUGCAGAGAACUGAACCCACUAGGAGAGAGAGAAAUCAGUUUUGCUGAUUUAAUUGCCAAUGACUGGCCUGGCCCCCAGGCUCCCAUGGCAGAGAUCAUGUCCCAGCCAGAGAGACUUCUGUUCAUCAUUGAUGGUUUAGAUGAACUGAAAUUCCCUUGUAACGAGCACAGAUAUGAUCUAUGCAAAGACUGGAAGCAGCAGAGGCCAGUGCCCAUCCUACUCAGCAGCUUACUGAGGAAAACCUUGCUCCCUGAAGCCUGCUUGCUGCUCACAACAAGACUCACUGCUCUGGGGAAAUUUAGUCCUUUGUUAGAGAGUCCACGUCAUGUGGAGAUCCUGGGCUUCUCGGUGCAGCAGAGGAAGGAAUAUUUCUGCAAAUUUUUCAGAGAUAAACAUUUGGGUGGAAAAGCCUUUUAUGUAGUAAAAGGCAAUGACACACUAUUCACUAUGUGCUGUGUUCCCCUGAUGAACUGGAUUGUCUGCACUUGCCUGAAACAGCAGAUGGAGAAAGGACAAGAUCCUGUCCAGGCUUUGAAAACCACCACUGCCCUCUACAUGUGUUAUCUUUCCAAUUUAAUCAUCCCUGAUGACAAGAACUUCAUCCCUCAGCACUUGAGGGGUCUGUGUCGCUUGGCUGCUGAGGGGAUCUGGGACAGGAAACUGCUGUUUGAGGAAGAGGACCUCAGGAGGAAUAACUUGGAGGUGGCUGAUGUCUCUGCUUUCUUAGACAUGAACAUUUUCCAGAAAGACAGUGACUGUGAACACUGCUACAGCUUCAUUCACUUGAGUUUCCAAGAGUUUUUUGCUGCCAUGUUCUAUGUGAUGAGCACAGAGAAAGAAGGGAUGAAGAGUUCUGAUGCCUCCAUCACAGGUGUCAGAGAACUUCUGGAGGAGUGUAGCGGGCUUAAUGCCAGCUUUGUGGUUCUGGUGGUCCGCUUCCUGUUUGGCUUCCUAAAUGUAGAGACAGCAAGGGAGCUGGAGAGAAAAUUCAGAUGCAGAAUGUCACCGGAAAUCAAGUCACAGUUACUGCAGUGGGCUCAGGGAGAAUCCAAAAUAAAUGAACAAAACGAUUUUUCUAUGAUUUAUCUCCAAGAAUUUUAUUCUCACUUAUGUGAGACUCAAAAUGCUGAGUUUGUAACACAGGUGCUAGAUAACAUCCAGGAAAUUAAAGUACAUGUUUACAACCAGUAUGAGGCCCUGAAUGUAACUUUCUGCAUUAAGCACUGUUAUAGGGCAAGAAAAAUAUACUUUUUUUCUGAGUUUGGUUUACCUGCUGGCAUUUGGCAAGAGCUUUUUUCCAUGGUCAACAAGAAUCCAAACCUGAAGGAGUUAAUGCUGGGCAGCAAAGAAUUUGAUGAUUCAUGUAUGGAAAACCUUUGUAAGGAACUAAACCAUCCAAACUGUAAACUGGAAAAACUGACGUUGGCACACUUCAAGGUAACUUACUCCUCUUGUCAGCAUCUCUUCUCUGCUCCCAGUCUGAAAAGCCUCGAGUUGAAAGGUGAAAUUGUUAAGGAUGAUAUGAAACUUCCACGUGAGACCUUGAGAAAAAAGAACUCUCAGCUGCAGGUACUAAGAAUAUCUGAUCUUACAGGUUUUGCUGUUAAUGUUCUGGAUUUUUUCUUUGCUGAGAACCUGAAAAGCUUAUACCUGUUUGAUACUGACAUUCACGAGGAUGCAGUAGAGCUUCUGCAUAAUGUCUUGGCAAAGCAGGAUUGCAAGCUACAAACAAUCAGUUUGGUGGCUUGUCUAAAUUACUGUACAGUUUGCUAUAAGCUCUUCUCUGUUCUUGGUAGCAGUAAGAACCUGAAGAACUUAGAUCUCAGUGAUAAAAUCUUUGAGGAUGAGGAAAUAGAAAGUCUGUGCAAGACUGUGGAAAACCAAGUUUGGAAAUUGGAGACGCUGAGGAUGUCUCAGUGUGGCCUCACUAUUGAUCAUCUUCGGAGUCUCCUACCUUUUUUCUGUAGCAUUAAGAACCUAAAAAUGUUGGACCUGAGUGAAAAUCUUUUUGGUGAAAAUGGAAUUAAUCUAUUGUGUGAAGCCUUGGAAAAGCAGAAUUGUAACCUACAAAUAUUAAACUUGUGGCAUCAAACCCUAAAAAAGACAAUGACCAGCCUAAAUUCAAGAAAAUCUUUUCGCAUCACUUGGAACGAUUAUCAUACGGCUACGAAAGAGCUCUUCAACUGGGAUGCUGAAGACACACUAGCUCUGGAUUGCUCCAAUGGGUACAUCUUUUUAUACUAGUUACUUUAGCUUUACCAGCAUUAAUUUUCUUAUCCUUAAUAUGAGAUGGUCUCUAAGGAAAUCCUCCUACCCAGACCAUGGGCUGCCUGGAAUUGGAAACCUCCUGCAUUUCAGAGUCCUCCCUACUGUGAUUAAUAUCUAAUAUCUAAAAAGUCUCUUCUACUGACCUUUCCCUUAUUGAACAAAGAAGAAACACAAAGGACCACUCUUGCCACUGAAGAGUAGAGAAAAUCCAACAUCCCCAGUCACAGGUGCCUGAGAUUGGAGGCCUCCACUGCAGAGACCUCUGGAGUAACAUUCUGAAGGACCUUCCUGCCUUUGGUCUGAUCUGUACAAUAUUCUGAUCAAUAGUUGCCCCUCUAGUCUUAUGGCAACAGAUUCCUGCCUCCCACUCCCAUUAUUCCUGUCUUUCAGAUUCAUUCUGCUGAGUUGGAUCCCUCUUCCUAGGAGAGACUUCAUUUUCAGCCCCUCCCAGGAUGCCUCCUGGCCCUGCCCCAUUCAGUUUCUGUCCACCUCUGCCCUUUCUUUAUGCAUCAGCCUCUGGGAUGUGAUACCAAAUUCUUUGUCUCAGAUAUCUUCCUUUCGUGGUCUCUGUUUUCCAGCCCUCACAGAAAAUGGACUUUCUUCCUAAAGAUAUUUCAUUCCCCAACUUCCUCUCCAGUGCUGGAUGGUCCUUCUCUCCCACUCUGUAGCUCCCAGAGUUGCUGUUUUUCUGACCUUCCCUCAGAAGCCUCCCUCCUUGAGGGUCACCUCCCCCAUGUAACCCACUGCCUUGUGGGGGGGUCACCUGUAAGUCUCUUGGAAAACCAAAGGGAGACCAAGACUUCAGGGGACUUGGCAAGGCCAGUUUCACAGCUGAUAACCCCUAUCUAAGCUCUUUCAGAUUAUUUACUGAAAAUAUAACAGUCAACAUGACCAAAGUGAGUUUUGUGACCAGAUACUUUUAAAAAUGAAAACAAAUUGUGGCAGCUCUUUUUCUAGUGGCAAGAAACUGGA
Molecule: messenger RNA, 4637 nt
Organism: Sarcophilus harrisii (Tasmanian devil)
Lineage: Eukaryota; Metazoa; Chordata; Mammalia; Dasyuromorphia; Dasyuridae
Product: NACHT, LRR and PYD domains-containing protein 12
Exons: 9
Coding region: 882-3641 (919 amino acids)
Biological process (GO): regulation of inflammatory response
Cellular component (GO): cytoplasm
Source: RefSeq, a predicted model, not a curated record